CACAAAGCGCUCUUAGCUUCAGUUUACACGGUAGCUAUGGAUAGUCAUGUCGGCCGCGGAGCGGCGAUCGCCAAAGAAAUCAUAACAGUUUUACUGUUAAUUUUUUAGCACGACGUUUGAGAGGGAAAACUAUGAAUGGCGCGCAACACUGCGGAUCUGUUAACCAAAACCAACAGUAAACUCGAGUGCUUUCUGAAGAGAGCCAUUUCCGAGGAAACGUAUGAGCGAAUUCGUGCCUACGAGUCCUGUAUCGUUGUUUCGGAACGCGAAAACAAGGCGUUCAAAUAUAUUGUUCUUGGAGACGAGUGGAUAUACCUGACAGAGAACCCGCCGAAAACCGUCCAGGAAACAGUGCCUCUGAAAGAUAUUGUCUCGGUGGAACUGGUGAACGAAUAUCCAGAUUUCUUGACUGGAGCCGAAAGAGAGAACACCCAACAUAUCACCAUCACAUAUUUGACCUCUGACCACAGGAAACGAUCCAGGAGGCGUUCAAAGAAAACAGGAUCUCUCUCAGAACUCAGCAUAGACCGUUCCAAUGCCUCUACACCUCUUGGGUAUGCAGAGUCUGUAGAAAGCUUCUCGGAGGAUUAUGGGUACAGCACACAGAGCACGUGCAGCUUGCAGGCCAGCAGACCAAAUAGUCGAGGAUCUGUUGCCUCCAGUUGGAACACCACCAGCAGCAUCAGUAAGAAGAAGAAGAAGCAGCUGAAUGACAGUCUGGACCAUGACAGCAUCCUACGGUCUCUCAAGGAGGAGCUGGAGGAAGACCUGGACACUGAUGACCGUCUGGCCACCAUCCACUCUGUGCCUUCAUCUUCCAAGGGGACUAGAUCUCACAGCAAGAGUCCCCGUGCCUCAAAACCUAACUCAGCUUCGAAACGCCCCCUCCCCAGCCCCAGAAACAGUCCUACCGAUACAACAGUCAGUACGAAGGAGCCAAAAUCCCUCCCCAUGAACAUAGACUCAUCAGAUACCUACCCAGAAAAUGAUGCUUCCACGUGUGGCUGUACGACUCUCAUGUGUCGGGGUCGCAACAAGAAUCAGGUUGUGCCAGUUCAGAAUGCAAAUAGUGCUCAGAUGCUAGACCACAAGGGGAAUGUGAUCGGUGCUCAGUCGGAUAAACGUCAACUUGUGCCAGAAAUUGAGGUGGAGACAGACUCGGUGGUCAUGAGGUCGUCUUCGCCUUCCAUUCAACAUUUUAGUGUCAGUAGGCUGUCGAUUGAUGGCAGUGUGAGAGGAUCUCGGUCAGGGACUCCGGACCUAGCACGGCAUAGAGGCUCCAGCAUCUUGGCAUCAACUUCAGAUCUUGGCGAUUCCAUGACCGGCCUGAACCUGGUGGGCGGCGAGGGUGGAUUGGUGGAGAAGCGACGCACUGUGCUUCACCUGUACCUCCUUAACCUCACCUCCCCCAUGCUCAUGCUGAUACGUAGUGCCUGGAACAACUAUCUCAUUAGAUGUACCCUCCUCAUUGACCCAGAGCUGGAGAAGGUUGCCAUGUCAACAGCUAUCCGAGGACCCCAGGGCAAGAGGCUUGUAAACAGAGAGAAGACCGAGCUACUGUUCAACCAGCUGAAGAGGGAGCUGUUCAAUGCCUCUAACACCAUGGACGAGCUGUACAGCCUCCUUGUAGAACUCAAGGCAGCCACCGAAAAGAAUUUUGCUCUUAAGAAACUCUUCUGGAGGAACUCGGACCUCUUCCUGUUCAUGGUGCGCCACCUCCAGAAAUAUCUGCCCAAGUCUCCUAGCAACCUGUCCACUGAUGAAGGGAGGGCUUCCAGAUCUGACGAGUUUGAGUUUGUGAUUCUGCUGGUGGAGAUUCUCAGCCUGAUGUUCAGGGAGACAGAGAUCAUACAGGGCAGGAUACAGACACUCAAAGCUGAGAGGGGUAAGGCUGUCCUUGACCUCUUAAUGGCCUUGACCUGUGUUCCUGACCUGCCAGAGAAGCCCUUAUCUCCAAAGAAGGUCAUGAAGUCGGGUAUUGGUGACCAGCUGAUGGAGAAAGUGUCUGACGAAGAUCUUGCCAAGCUUGUGGAGGAGCUCACCAAAACAGCCAUUAAAGCAGUCUUUGAGCUGUUUCUCAUGGCCAGACAAGCUAACUGGAACCACAGCGAGGGCAACUUCUUCAACAUCAGUUGGAUGGUGCGGGUCCUGGAGGAGAUUCGCACGACGGAAAAAUUUGUAGAGCGAGUAAUUGGCCAGAUGAUGGAGCUGAUUUCACCGGCCAAAUUUGACACAUUGGCUCCAGAGGAAGGUGUUGCCCUCUACCAGCAGUUCUCGUUACUACUGACGUUCCUAGAGUACAGUCCACGCAUCACCAAGUUCAUCAAGCAGCAGUACCAUGAGGAAUUCAAAUAUUUUAUCCAAGUGCCGAAAGUUGCAAGGAAGCUUCCCCCUCAAUACCCUGUGUCCACUUCAACCAGGAACAUCAUGGACCAAGUCAUUGCCAAGGUGCUCAGCCACAGCCGUUCCUCGUCACGCUCACCCAGGUAGUCCCUGUGUCUGCAGCACCUCCAUGACAAUCCCAGACAGCUGUGGCCAAACCUUGUCCAGUUCCACAACAAAGUCAAUUUAGUUCCUCUAGGAGGGCAUAUGUCAAAACCUUUCCACAUUCCUUCAGUCUAACCCAGUAUGUAUCUGAUUGGUAUUGACAUCAGAUCUCACAAUCAGCGUUUAGGUCUCGAACACAUCUGUCUAACAGUUUUCAAUCUUAAGUUAUUUAUUGUCUCAUAGAUGUCUCACAUAGUGUAAAUAUUUCAUUGAAAUUAUGGAGAGUGUAUUGAUUCACUUGACCAAAGUAUAAACCACAGAUAUAUUGUCUCAGCAAA
Messenger RNA from Haliotis rubra (blacklip abalone), 2825 nucleotides. RefSeq lists its product as uncharacterized. The record is from RefSeq and is a predicted model, not a curated record. The transcript has 14 exons. The coding region runs from base 136 to 2490 and encodes 784 amino acids. NCBI's taxonomy places the organism in Eukaryota, Metazoa, Mollusca, Gastropoda, Lepetellida, Haliotidae.